Molecule: messenger RNA, 360 nt
Organism: Scaptodrosophila lebanonensis
Lineage: Eukaryota; Metazoa; Arthropoda; Insecta; Diptera; Drosophilidae
Gene: mRpL34
Product: 39S ribosomal protein L34, mitochondrial
Exons: 2
Coding region: 61-306 (81 amino acids)
Biological process (GO): translation
Cellular component (GO): mitochondrial large ribosomal subunit; ribosome
Molecular function (GO): structural constituent of ribosome
Source: RefSeq, a predicted model, not a curated record
GCAAGGCCGCAAAUUAAACAGCUGUGUUGCGUUCUUCUUGGCAUCGGCAUAUUAUUCAACAUGUUCCAGGGAUUGUUCCAAAGAACCUGCCUGACGGCUAUAAACACGGCGCAAACGUUGUUUGUGCGACAAAAGCACGCCUUUGACCGCGGGAUCCUUAAAACCAAAUUGCGCUGCCACUUUCCUAAACCACGCGAAGUCAAACGAAUUAAUGUGCACGGUUGGGAAGCCAGGCUAUCCACACCGGAGGGACGACGUGUCAUCAUGCGACGUAUACUGAAGGGCAGGCACAAUCUCUCUCAUUAGAACACAACGCUUUCACGCUUUUAUAAGUAAUAAAUUUCUACUAUUACAAACAAA